This is a messenger RNA of Penicillium mononematosum, 1296 nucleotides long. RefSeq names its product Zn(II)2Cys6 transcription factor. Lineage: Eukaryota; Fungi; Ascomycota; Eurotiomycetes; Eurotiales; Aspergillaceae. Gene Ontology annotation, molecular function: DNA-binding transcription factor activity, RNA polymerase II-specific; zinc ion binding; transcription cis-regulatory region binding. The transcript is spliced from 3 exons. Gene Ontology annotation, cellular component: nucleus. Gene Ontology annotation, biological process: positive regulation of transcription by RNA polymerase II. The coding region runs from base 1 to 1296 and encodes 431 amino acids. The record is from RefSeq and is a predicted model, not a curated record.
AUGCCAACCUCAACCUGGAAGUCCAAAGCCCGAGUGCGCACCCGCACCGGCUGCUUCGAAUGUCGCAAACGCCGCAAAAAAUGCGAUGAGCAAAGACCAACCUGCCAAAGAUGCGUCAACCUUGGCUCUACCUGCACUUGGCCCACAACUACUACCCAGCUCAUGGACGGCCGAAGGCGUGAAAGACGUCAAUGGAAUCCUAAGUGCCCAGGUUUAUCAAAUGACGAUAAAGCCUUGUAUACACAUUUUGCGACAACCGUGAUGCCGCGGCUUGUGCGACCGAAUUGUCCAUCUGUGUACAGCGAUCAAUCGCACAUACUACGACUAGCCCAGGAAUUCUCUCCGCUGAUGGCGAUUAUGAUAGCCAUUGCAGCUCUUGACCUCGGUGACGAUGCACUCGCAAUGCAGCACUACCUACACGCACUGCGCAGCCUGCAGGAUUGCAUAAUAGAUGCCCCCGGCACCGGGAACGAAGAUGGCUUAUUGGCGACGACGAUAUGUCUUUGUGUGUUUGAAAAUGCCCGGUCAGAUGUACCCCCAAAUAUCGGUCUACAUGCGAAGGCUGCUGGCGAGCUCCUUUGGCGACGACGCCCAGAAGAGACCAUCCAAUCUCCUUCCCAGCCAGCAGUAAUAUUUCAACGCACCUGUGUGGAGUCGUUUUUGUACCAUAGUACGCUUACGAUGCUGUUUACCCCCUCUCUGGAUGCGACAGCAGGCAACAUACCUCUGUAUUUGGCCUUUGCAGUCAAUGAUGGACAGGCUGUUGCACAACCUAUCUUGGAUGAACCUUAUCAUUUCUUCAUCAUGAUUGCAAAUGUGACCCGCAUCGCUCGGUUAGCCCGCGACCUAAACCAAGAAGAACGCCAGAUGUGGACACGCCUCCAGAGUGACAUCCUGCAAUAUGAGCGUCAGGAUGAUACCAAUAAUCCCAUGAGGAGGCUCUACUCACGAGCUGUCCGAAUUUUGCUACUUAAGAAAGAUCAUAUGCGGACAAUGUCAGAAAGAAUAUCCGGAAUCAAUUCCCUCUUGCGCGAAGGGCUGAACAUUUUGGAGCCAAUAGACAUCCCAAACUGCCUACUCAGUUAUGCUCUAUGGCCUGUGGCCGUGCUUGGUGCUGUUGCCGUGAAUGCAUAUGAACAGCAUAUCAUCAACAGCAAGAUUACCCCAUCGGCUAGCUUGAGACGCGGGCAGGCAGUGCGAUUGCAAGAGCAACUGAUGCAUGUUUGGGCCUCAUCACGGGAACCCGAAGACAUACUGCCGCUGCAACAAUUACAGUUAUUGAUGGAACCAUCCUGA